Molecule: messenger RNA, 861 nt
Organism: Symbiodinium sp. CCMP2592
Lineage: Eukaryota; Dinophyceae; Suessiales; Symbiodiniaceae
Source: the annotation of a GenBank genome assembly
AUGGUGGCGGCGACGGGAGGUGCGCCCUACUGCAGCAGCUACUCAGGCUUCAUUGCAAGCGGCGCAGAGACGCUCGGGCUCUCCUCGCUCGUCGGCCUGGACUCGCCCUCCUUGUCCCUGCGCGGGAGCUUCCCUCAGGCGCAGGCCGCCGCCACUCCCUCCGCCGAGGUCUACCUGGCUUCGCCCUCCCCCGGGCCUUCCGACUACGAGGUUCAGAAGGCUGAGCUAGGCCUCAGCAAGAAUCUUCUACAGCCUCGAGUGCUGCUCUGUAAGGCAGCGCGGCCGACGACGGCUUCCGAGGUGGCUCCCGGUCCCGUCUCCUACAACGUGGGCGGCUCGGGCUCGCAGGGCCAAGCGGAAGCGCGGCCGUUGCCGCGGUCCCCGCAGGCCAUCAUCGGCAAGCCGCCAGCUUUUCUGGGACUGCAAAGUGCCAAACUUGCAGAAGCCGUGGCUGGUAGGGGCGUCUGCUUCCACAGCGCCGAGGGUGACCUGCCGCUGAGGCCGCGAUCUCCACGGGUGGUCUUCCGCACGGCGGGCAAAAGCAGCGAUCCUCCGGACGCAAGGAAGGCUGGAGCCUCGCCCCCGUUGAGGAUCUGUCACACCCCGGGCAUUGGCCAGAGGCGAGUGAGCUUCACGCAGGCUCCGAGAGACACCUUCCGGUUCAUUCAGGGGAGAUCCGAUGCAAUGUAUGGGCCUGGGGGUGGUUCCCAGCUCUAUCGGGAGAUGAGAAGGGAGAUCAAAGGAGGUGUCAUGGGGACGGCGAAGCGCUUCAGAUCCACAAGCCCAGGACUCCUGGACCGCUGCCCGGGACCGCAGAACUACUCGCCCAGCAUCGCCUUUUCCUCGAGGUUUCGCCGCUGA